Messenger RNA from Cicer arietinum (chickpea), 2344 nucleotides. The record is from RefSeq and is a predicted model, not a curated record. Lineage: Eukaryota; Viridiplantae; Streptophyta; Magnoliopsida; Fabales; Fabaceae.
AGAAACCAAAGCAGUGUAGAAUAGAAGAAACAGAGAACUGUGUUUGUGUGUUGUGUGUGUGAAAGAGAGAGAAAGAGAGAGAGAGAGAGUAAGAGAGAGAAACCCCAGAAAUCCGAACCUGUUUCUCACUCUAGUUCCUUCAUUCACACGUUUUUGAUCGGAACCUUUAAUUUCUGUGUUUUGAGGGUUCGAAACUUUUCCAGAUUGCACCCUUUUUUUCCACCGUUUGGUCCGUACAAUGGAACGGUACGGCCGGACUAACGAAGGGUCGCAGUCUGAUCCGACGCCGGAAUGGAACGUCGGUGGAGGAGAUACAACUCUUGAAGGGUAUGGAUUAGUUGGUGGUGAAUCGUAUCCUCAAAGACCUGAUGAAGCUGAUUGUAUCUAUUAUUUGAGGACAGGUUUUUGCGGUUAUGGUUCUCGGUGUCGGUUUAACCAUCCACGUGACCGUGGCGCGGUUAUUGGAGCUGCUAGGAUUGCAGGGGAGUAUCCUGAACGAGUUGGACAGCCAGUGUGCCAGUAUUAUAUGAGAACGGGAUCAUGCAAAUUUGGUGCAUCAUGCAAGUAUCACCAUCCUAGACAGGCAGCAGGCACUACUACCCCUGUCUCGCUAAAUUAUUAUGGAUAUCCAUUGCGAGUGGGUGAGAAAGAGUGUUCCUAUUAUGUGAAAACGGGACAAUGCAAGUUUGGUGCAACUUGUAAAUUCCAUCAUCCACAGCCUGCGGGUGUCCAAAUGCUACCACCGUCACCAGUUCCCCAAGUUUCACCUCUCCCUAUGCCAGUACCUUCACCAAUUUAUCAAACUGUACAGCCUCCGUCCGGUCCUUCAUCACAACAAUACGGUGUACUGGUUGCGAGGCCACCUUUGCUACCUGGCUCAUUAUUCCAGGGCCCCUAUGGACCUAUGGUAGUGUCCCCCACCAUGGUCCCCUUUCCAGGCUGGAGUCCUUAUCAGGCUCCAGGGGGAAGUCCUGUACUUCCUUCGAGUACUCCAUUGAGUGUUGGUUCAACUCAGCUUUAUGGGAUAACCCAGCUACCUUCACCAGCAACUGCUUAUACUGGACCUUAUCAAUCUUCUGGUUCCUCAACUGGUCCUUCCGGCAGUAUUCAAAAGGAUCACUCAUUACCCGAAAGGCCCGAUCAGCCAGAAUGUCAUCAUUACAUGAAAACAGGGGAGUGUAAAUUUGGUUCUUCAUGUAGAUACCAUCAUCCACCGGACACGGGUGCACCAAAAGGGAAUGUGAACCUUAGUCCUAUCGGUCUUCCUUUGCGCCCGGGGGCACAACCCUGCACUCAUUAUGCGCAGCGUGGAAUUUGUAAGUUUGGUCCGGCAUGCAAAUUUGAUCAUCCUAUGGGAUCCCUGAGUUAUAGUCCAUCUGCUUCUUCACUGGCCGAUAUGCCAGUUGCACCAUAUCCUGUGGGUUCCUCCAUCGCUACUCUUGCCCCAUCAUCCUCAUCAUCCGAGUUGCGGCCUGAACUUGCCUCAGGAUCCAGCAUGGAGUCUGCUUCAUCCAGAAUGUCAUCAUCAACGAGCACAUCGACUGCGUCAGUUGGCCUGACUUUGUCGACUGUUGGACCUGUUUCUCAAUCAAGUAUCCAGCCAUCUGCUCCAAGUUCCAGUUCUUUAGCAGCUCCCAGUGCCACCACAAGUAGCACUGUCUCUCACACCUCAAGCUAAGCAAUGUGAAUGUAUUUCCUCAUUAUCCCUCCAUUUUAUCACAGUUUUUCAAUUCGCCGUCUUUACUCAUGGAGGGGUCUCAAAUAGGUUUUAUAAUUUUUAAGUUAUCCCCCAGUUUGGGUCCAACACUCAUUGCACCAAUUAUCUUUGUGUUCAUAUAAUCUUUUUGUGGCCAUCCCUUUGUCUUGAAUAAAACCAUGGCCAACUUUGAGAAUUUUAGCAAAACAUACACGCACCUUGCUUUUCAAUAACUCAAAGAGAAUCUGCAAAUCCAUUAUGCACAUGUCCAUCCACAUGUCUAUUAUUUUUUUGUGCUUAUUUAUGCUUCAAUCUUUUUUGGUAUGAGAAAAAAAUUAUGUCUAGAACCCUGUUUUGCAUUUGGGAAUAAUACUCUAAUUCUGCUCAGAAGACCCUGUUUGCUACUGUUCCCAACAUAUCUAAAGGUUUACCGUGAAGAGAAGAAGUUAUCAGGAGACUACAAUGAGGUUUCACAUUGCUAUCUUUUUAUUAUUUUCAAUACACCAUGGUGUUGUGACAAGUAAAAUGCUUGACUUGUUGGUACUUAAAUUUAUUACAGAAUACAUAUAUGAAGAAACACAUUUAAAUUAACUCAUUUGAAUGUGUAAUAAUAUUUUUUUCUCCCUUUUUAUCGAUUUACUUGGUCAA